AUGGCCCGACGAUCUAGCAAGAGUUCGGCCUCUAGGCCAACAGGCUCAAUACGCAUAGUGAUGCCUUCAUCGAGCCAAGCGCCUCCUGCGACUCCCGCAUCUGAAACAGCCGUUACCGAAGAGGACGUAAACAAGCUCAACAUCGCCGACCUCACUCUCGAUGUUCCUCUGAUUCCCUUUAAAACGAAGCGCCGAGUACCUAAAAAUCCAUUCCACUUCCUAUCGCUACCCGCCGAAGUACGCAUUCAGAUCUACACCUACUUCUUCGACGAUGUCCCCACGCUUUUAGAUCUUGGCCCCGGCAAUUACAAGCGCGUUCACAAGAAGCUUGGCCUCAUGCGAGUCUGCAGGCAGGUCCAUGAUGAAGCGACAUUUGCUUUCUACAGCACACGAACUUUCCGCCUAUUUCCUACCUAUCCUGGUAAAUACUUCAAGAGCAAGAAGCCUCUACUGGCGAGGUUGAAGCCCCAGCAGCGACGAUGCGUUACGUCUCUCGAAUUGCGCCUUGGCCCUGGAUGGAAUGCGCCGCCUCGUGGAUGGGUCGUCAACCCAGCGCUUGGUCUCUCCGAUUGUGUCGAUGUCGAGCGCCUUAAUAUCUUUGUUGAGUGCGACCCCAGUGACAACAUCUUCCAAGGCUGGCGUCGAGCGGAGGGCUUCUACGAGACUUUCAGCAGGAACCUUCUCAGCGAUGUCCUGGAGGCACUGCCUUCACUCCAGGCGGUCCAGUUCGACGGAUGGACCAGUGUAAAGAAGUCUGGCGAUAUGAUGCAGGGCCUUAUGGCAAUUGUCGAGCAGCAUGGUCUCGGUAUCGAAUGGGGCCCCGAAAGGGGAUGGACCGACGGUGAUGACGAUGAAGUUGAGGGAGCGGAGCCCGUCGGCUAUCCUGAAGGAUUCCCCCACCCAGGCUAUGAAGCGCAUGGCCUUUUGGCUUUGGCGUAA
This is a messenger RNA of Fusarium coffeatum, 939 nucleotides long. RefSeq lists its product as uncharacterized. NCBI's taxonomy places the organism in Eukaryota, Fungi, Ascomycota, Sordariomycetes, Hypocreales, Nectriaceae. The transcript has a single exon. Bases 1 to 939 code for a protein of 312 amino acids. The record is from RefSeq and is a predicted model, not a curated record.